AUGCCCAGCCGAACACUUCCGCCAACAACCCUCCGGAGGCGGAGUAGAGGAAAGUCCAUGACGCUGGGAUUUGACGACAUCAAAUUUCCGAAGGUAUACGAAGACGCUUGGGGGACUGGAAAUGUCACAGCUACAGAAAGACCAGAGCUGGAGAGAGCGCAGAUCUUCUUGCUCCGUUUCAUUGUGAUGAACCCCGAUCCUAGCAUCAAUCAUGAACUCCGCUCCAUCGUCGGCAACCGGUAUUACAACACCAUUCCAGCCCUGGCUUUUGCAAUCCAGAUGAAUAUCUUCGCCAACACGCAUGCCAGCUUUGCUGCAACCCCUUUAUUGCAGGCAGUGAGGUUCAUGCUCAUUAAGGGCCGCGUAACGGAUGCCAUCUUCUCCGAGAGAACAAAAGCUGUCGUGGAUUUCUUCUUUGACCCUUCUCUUGCGAGAAACCUGAAUUCGCCUCCAUCAGAGUUUGUCAUCUACAAAUAUCCAGCAGCACGUCUCAAAGUUGCCAUUGUGGGGGGUGGCCCGACUGCGCUAGCGUCAGCCAUUUCGCUGGCGGAGAAGGGCGCAGGAAAGGUCGAAGUUCACGUGUAUGAGAGACGUUGGGUGAAGAGAGUCAGCCCAGGUGGUCACCACUUUGUCGAAUAUCCCUCUCAUGCGAAGCGACGGGAUCAAGUUGUUACUUUGCAGGAUUCAGUCACCUCCCUUCUGACCGCUCCAACUUACGAGGCGCUUUUCGGAGGGCGUCCCGAACCAGUUUGGCCCGGUUCUGCAAACAUUCAGAUUCGAAAAGUCGAGGACCGGCUGUUGGGGCGCUGCCAGGCGUCGGAAUUCCAUGGUCUGAUCCAUCUUCACGCCGAAGGAGUGUCAAGGGAGACACUUGCCCAGGUCGGAGACUUUCAUGUCCUGCUUGGGGCAGACGGCGCGGCCUCGUGGGUCCGCAAGUCCUACUUCCACGGCUACGAGAAGGAGAGAGGUAAAAGUUUCGCGCUUGGUUUGGCCUUCGACCGACCAGCAGGACUACCAUGGUCUCAACCCCUGAACAUGUUCUUAACCCUCGGCCAGACGAGAUAUCUCCUGAACGCCAGUGACUUUGACGGAAAGGGAUAUCUCAACAUGCAGCUCACCGAGGAUGAAUGGCACAGAAUGACUUCGGUUGACGGUCAGCCCGUCACGUUUGGCCAUCCGGGAUGUUUGCGGCGGGCUGAUGGCACCGUCCCUGACGGGUUUGAUGAAAGCCAAGUCUUUGCGCCAUCAGAAGACCGUGAUAGCGCGUUGUGGAAGUCUAUUGAAGACGGUCUGAAGCUUUUCGGCUUUAAAGAAAGUGAAGUCAUCAACGUUGUACGGAUCCCAAUUGUCGUUCAGGCUGUCCGAGAGGGCGUCCAAACUCUUCCGCCUCAGGAUUUGGUUGGUGUGCGGCGCCCACACGCUUUGGUGGCAGUAGCAGGGGACGCCGCCAUGACAGUACACUUUUGGCCCGGAAGAGGGCUGAAUAGUGGCAUCAAGUCCGGAAUCGCUCUCGGUGAUGAGAUUGUUACCGCUCUGAACGACGGGCGGUUCAUCGGCCUUCCCCUGGACGCUAUGAAGGAAUAUAAUGACUUUAUCCUGAAACUCCAGGAUCGGGAGCAUGAUAAGCGUAGCAUUCCUAUCUUAAAUCAGUCAGGGUCACCCGAGAUGUUAGGUUGGCUGUUAGGCAAGGCGAAUACAGUACCGGACAAUGUUGCUAUAGAGUGGCUCAUUGGCGCAAUGACCCAGAUCUCUGACCGUCUCCAGAAGCGUGCUGACUGGCCCUUCGAAUACGAGGCAAAUAUUGAGCCGCAGUUACGCAUUGUUCUGCGGCAGCUCGACUCGGUCACCCUUAAAGAGAUGGCCGUAAGCUUCCCCUGGCCAACCCGAGAAAUGGCUGGAGCAGAAGUUCUUCCCAUCCGCGCUGUGAAGCCAGAGGAAAAGUCACGAUGGCUUACUCAACUUUUCAAUCUGUUGCGGGAGGAGCAGACCAAAGAGAAACUGCCCCUAAGAUCGCCACCGUUAUCACCAUCCUCUGCCUGUUUUGAGGCACCUCGGCCGCGAACAACUUCCCCUAAUCCAAAGGGGCCAGCCUUGCGCCGAAGCAAUGGGACGAGGUCUUCACCGCCUGCUAGGUUCAGCCGGAUCCUUACGGCGCCAGAUACUAAAGGAACCUUGGGACGCCCACCCUCGCCACCCUACGAUGUCCCUCUGGGGAGAGUGCUCAGCGUCAAUCAACGACCAGGCCGUGUGGUCUUGGCCGAGGCUAUGUCUCUGGCUCUUUUCAGAGUUGAAGAGAUAUGA
Molecule: messenger RNA, 2301 nt
Organism: Neoarthrinium moseri
Lineage: Eukaryota; Fungi; Ascomycota; Sordariomycetes; Amphisphaeriales; Apiosporaceae
Exons: 2
Coding region: 1-2301 (766 amino acids)
Source: RefSeq, a predicted model, not a curated record